Molecule: messenger RNA, 1656 nt
Organism: Ogataea philodendri
Lineage: Eukaryota; Fungi; Ascomycota; Pichiomycetes; Pichiales; Pichiaceae
Exons: 1
Coding region: 1-1656 (551 amino acids)
Biological process (GO): transmembrane transport
Cellular component (GO): membrane
Molecular function (GO): myo-inositol:proton symporter activity
Source: RefSeq, a predicted model, not a curated record
AUGGAAGACCUUAAAGAAAUCCACUCCAACGUGAGUGACUCAGGAAAGGCUGAGGCCCUUGACGACCAGGGCUUGCAGUUCACUGCUCGUUUUGAGGAGCUGGAACUCCUCGCAAAAGAAGCAGAAGAUACAAACUCCUUGUGGGACCGUAUGGUGUUGAGAACUGGCUACACCAUCAACUUUAGCCAGAGAAAACACAUGGUUUACAUGCUUGCCUUCUUUGCCUCUUUGGGAGGCAUGCUUUCUGGUGUUGACCAAUCGCUCAUUUCCGGUGCCAAGGUGUCUCUUGUUCCAGAUCUCAAUGUUACCUCGCACGAGCAAUCUCUUGUGAGUGCUUUGAUGCCUCUGGGUGCUAUUGGUGGAUGUAUCUGUCUUUCUCCAUUGAACGAGCUUCUGGGAAGAAGACUGUCUAUUAUGGUUGCUUGUAUUUCUUACACUAUUGGAGGUGUUUUGUGUGCUGCUACUCCAAAUGUUGAAGGUUUGUAUGCCGGUCGUUUCUUUAUUGGAUUUGGUGUUGGUUUGGAAUCCAUCAUCCCUGCCUACGUUGGUGAGUGUUCUCCAUCCGAAGUGAGAGGAAACCUGGUUUCCUUGUUCCAGUUCAAUAUUGCUCUUGGAGAAGUUUUCGGAUACGCUAUUGCUGCCAUGUUCUAUUCGCUGGACGGUGCCUGGAGAUACAUUCUGGGUUCGUCGCUCGUGUUCUCCACCUUGCUGUUUGCCGGUAUGUUCUUCCUUCCAGAGUCCCCAAGAUACCUUGUCCACAAGGGAAGACUUGGAGCCGCAUACACUAUCUGGAAACGUCUUAGAAACAUCGAGGACAUUAACUCCAAGAUCGAGUUCUUGGACAUGAUCCAGUCUUUGGAACAAGAAGAGCUCGAGGACGCCCACGUCUCAAGCAAACACAAGUGGAUGGACUUCAUCACCAACAGCAGAGCCCGCAGAUCGCUCAUUUACUCCACAGUGAUGAUUUUCCUUGGACAGUUCACCGGUGUCAACGCUGUCAUGUACUACAUGUCGACCCUGAUGGCUUCCAUUGGAUUCGACGAGAAGAACUCUGUGUUCAUGUCGCUUGUUGGAGGAGGUGCUCUGCUUCUCGGUACCAUUCCAGCCAUCAUGUGCAUGGACUACUGUGGACGCCGGUUCUGGGCCAAUGCUAUGCUUCCAGGAUUCUUCAUCGGAUUGGUGUUUGUUGGUAUCUCUUACAGACUGCCUGUCAACGGCUCUGCGUCGCUCGGAUUGUACCUGACCGGUAUCAUCUUGUACAUGGGCUUCUUCGGCUCGUACUCGUGUCUGACCUGGGUUAUUCCAUCCGAGGUGUUCCCAACAUACCUGCGUUCGUACGGUGUUACCGUGACCAGUGCCUCGUUGUACCUGUGGGCCUUCAUCAUCACCUACAACUUCACCGAUAUGUGGAACGCGUUCACCGACACUGGACUGACUUUGGGAUUCUACGGAGGAAUCGCUGCUCUGGGAUGGAUCUACCAGCUGCUUUUCGUGGUGGAGACCAAGGGCAGAUCUUUGGAAGAAAUCGACGACCUUUUCUCCAAACCAACCAUGACUCUUGUUGCAAUCAACCUCAAGUCCGUUCGGAAAGACUUCCGCAACAUUUUCCACGGAAACUUCAGAGAAGUGGUCCACGGAACAUCUACUUCGUACUAG